This is a messenger RNA of Octopus bimaculoides (California two-spot octopus), 748 nucleotides long. RefSeq lists its product as uncharacterized. Gene Ontology annotation, cellular component: membrane. NCBI's taxonomy places the organism in Eukaryota, Metazoa, Mollusca, Cephalopoda, Octopoda, Octopodidae. The record is from RefSeq and is a predicted model, not a curated record.
CACUCCUAUAAAUUUACAACUAAAUACCUGUUCGCACCAGUAGAUAUAUUGUGACGGUUAACGCAAGUAGUUUCACUAUAAUUUCCCUGGGUCUUACCAUUCUAUUUUCUUCCUCUCAACUACAGCUACUGAUUAAAAAUGCAAUUUCAUGAACAUGGAACACAACAACCUCCAGUCUUUAUAAACACUGCAUACCCUUUACCAUCGCAUGUAGUGCAAUAUCAGCCAAACCAGAGCAAUGUUAUUGUACAGCAAAGGGCUCCUCCAGUUAUCAUUUCUAAUUUGAUGCCUUUAGCUAUCUUUUCCCUCUUAUGCUGCGCUAUAAUACCAGGCGCCGUGGCUAUUUUAUACAGCAGCAAGGCAAACAGAUUGGCCCAACAAGGAGAUAGAGAAGGUGCACUAAAAGCUAACGAAAAAGCAAAAAUAAACAUUAUUGUAUCAAUUGUCGUUGGUAUUAUUGCUCUUGGAAUUAUUAUUGGACUUUCUGUUUACCUAACGAAUAACGGUUAUGAAGUCACUUAUUACUAUGGCAAAUAAUGUGUUAUCACUUUUCUCUUCUCUUUUCUUUAUGUUUAACUCUAAUCAUGUAAAAUAUUCUUAAGAAAAGUGUUUAAAGUUAUCAACAAAUGAUACAUUUCAUAAUACGUAAUAUUAUUUUAAAUAUGAAACAAUGAUAUAAAUUCUAAGCAGUGAAUUCUACGUCCUCAGUCUAAUCGCUAGAAUCAAUAAAGAAUUAAUACCAUGCAAA